Molecule: messenger RNA, 1587 nt
Organism: Trypanosoma rangeli
Lineage: Eukaryota; Euglenozoa; Kinetoplastea; Trypanosomatida; Trypanosomatidae
Exons: 1
Coding region: 1-1587 (528 amino acids)
Source: RefSeq, a predicted model, not a curated record
AUGAACGUUCCUUCCGCUGACGCCACGUGUUUGGCGACGAUCAUCGAUUCAGUGCAAUUUGCGAUGCAAGAGGGGCCUAUAGCGGAGGGAAGAGUGGUUGAUCUCCUCGCACUCAUACCAGAGGUGUUUCGAGCUGACACCUCUGGCUCUCGUAUGAUUUACCUCAUGAGCGUUUGUCAGCCUCUUGCCACCGUGGUGCGUCUGAUGCAUCCCUCUCUGCAGAGCCCAGUCAUUAGCAUGGCGGCAAUGAGUGCAUUGCUGGAGUUUCUCACGUGGUGCGUGGAGUUGCCUGAAUUCCCCACCGUUGCGGCGGCUCUAACGUCUAGUCUUAUGGAGACGAGUGCCCUGCAUACCAUUCUCGAUGCCCUUUUAAACAAUGGGAACGAGGUUAUGAUGUUUUUGGCAGCAGAGCUACUGUUUCUUCUUGUGGCACGGUUUUCUGUGUUUGGAGACGCGUUGGGUGAAACUGUUGGAGCACUCGCCCGUAUCAGCGCGUUUGUUCUCGAUCCGGGCGCUCCUCUUUCGAAGGUUCGCGAGUAUUUGGCGGGUGUGCUGCGUAUCUGCGCCGGUUUGGCUCCUUCAAAAUUGCCACCGACGUUCCUUCCGGAGGGUUUAGUUUUUCUUGCCGCGCACACUGACGAGCAGAGUCGGAUGCUCCUUCUCGUGUCAGGGUGCGUGGAGGUAGUGGCGAAUUGUCUCCCGCAACUUUACCUGCAGCAUGUGCGGAAGGGGAAGUGCGAAUUGCUAACGAACAUCGUGUCGAUGUUGGCGAGCUCCGAAGGAAAGCGGCGUCAAUGCCUGGUAAGUCUUCUUGGCACAUUGUUGCGAGUGGAAGGGGAGGCAGGUGUUGUGGAUAUUGAGCAUCACACAGCCGCCUACAAGGCGAUUCUUGCGGGGAAGCAGAUGUGGAUCUCGCAGCAGGCGGUUCUUCGGAACAUUGAUGUCAUGUUUUUUGCAGUUCAUUGCGCUCUAACGGAAGUGGUUCAAACUCACAUCUCCUCUGCCCUGGUGCGUGUCUUUCCCUACUUUUGUCGCACCAUAUUGGAGGGAGCUCAGACGUCCAGGCGUCAUGCCACGCUUGUUCUUGCCCUUGCACUCGCUAAACACCCUCCGUUGCGUUCUACUGUGUUAAACCUCACUCGCACGUAUGCGGAGUGGUCGGGGCACCUCUUACAGUGCAUCACUGACGCUCUCUCUGGCACUCUUGGGAGAAGUUUAGCUAUAGUCGAUGCGACGGGGAUUGUCCUUAAUGAUCCAGCCACGCUACCAUCGGAUGACACCGCGGAUAUUAACGCGUGGGCGGACUCGGUGCUGGUGCUUCAGGAGCAGCGUGGGGCACCGCGCGGUGGGUCACAGGAAGGCGUGGGCGAGGCUCUUGAGCGCAUAAGAUGCGUCCCGCCCGAGUACACAUUCUUCUUUUUAUGCAGUGGGGCGCUUCUCACAAGGGCGUGUCAAAGGAGUUUUCUUGGGUGUGGCGUUUCGAAAGAGACAACAAAGAAGGGAUACAAGCAGGGACUCUGGCCGCGCGGCGGUGGGUUUCGAAAGCAGAAGUCUGGUGGCGUUCCUGUGGUGCAUGCUCGGAAGUAA